GGGACUAGGAGCCGGCUCUCUGGGCUGCGAUGCGACCGGGUUCGAGGCGCUGAGGAGGGGGCGGCCGUGCGUUCUGACCGCCCUCCCCCACCCGCCAUGAACUCGCUGGAGCAGGCAGAAGAUCUCAAGGCUUUUGAAAGAAGACUUACCGAAUAUAUUGCAUGUUUGCAACCAGCUACAGGACGUUGGAGAAUGAUUCUUAUAGUGGUAUCAGUCUGCACAGCAACUGGUGCUUGGAACUGGUUAAUAGAUCCUGAGACACAGAAGGUGUCCUUUUUCACAUCACUGUGGAAUCAUCCAUUCUUCACAAUUAGCUGUAUUACUCUAAUAGGCUUGUUCUUUGCUGGCAUACACAAAAGAGUGGUGGCACCAUCAAUCAUAGCAGCCCGAUGUCGAACAGUCUUGGCAGAGUAUAAUAUGUCCUGCGAUGAUACUGGAAAAUUAAUUUUGAAACCUAGGCCCCAUGUUCAAUAAUCGCGAUCUUCCUUCAACUCUGUCCACUGCCAUGGAAAUCAAAAAUGACCUUUUCUGAAGGUAGUGUGGCACAAAAAAGCCAAACAGGACUGGUUUUCAGUUGCCUAGGAGUGAGUCUUAUUUACAGUUGACAGUGAAAGUGUGCAAUAUUACCGUCUGGCAUAUUUGUCUAAAUUCUCUUUUGACUAUCCUCAUGUUAUCAGUGCUUUUGCUACCUUUGAUUACCUCUUUUUCAGUAUUAGUGUCACUUUUGUUCUUCAAGUAGAGCAAAACAUGCAGGUGAAGUAUGUUAAUUGGUUACUAAGUUAAACUUGGAAACCAAACCUCGUUUGUUUUUUAUAAUGUGUUUUUUGCAAACUACUGUAAAUAGCAAAUCAAUGCCAAUGUUAAGCAAAGAGUAAUACAUGCUGUGUGAAUUCUUGUUCUCAUGAACCAGUAUUUAAAGGGAUGCUUAUUUGCCAUUCCCAGAGCUUUUUAUUAAUUACAGUUGUCUUUUUCAUUCCUGGUUACAAUAUUUUUGGAAUCAGCAAACAAAAGAGACUUAAAAGAGAAAUCUAUGGUAUGGGGAAAAAGGUCUUAUUAUGUUUAAGAAUAUUGCAAGUAUGUUAAAGUAUCACUUGUCUAACUACAUGCAGUACUUCGGCCACUUUCACUGUGGUUAUCCUUAGUUCAGUGCUUUCAUCUAAUUCACAGUACAACCUGUUUUUAAUGAUUUUAACUUUUUAAAAACUCUUAAAUAUACUUACGUCUUUCAGAUUAUAAAAGUUCUGUACUGUAUCUGAAUUCCAUAAUCACACUGUUUUAAGAGUGGAUUUUAUGCUGUGAUAAUCUGGCCAUGAAACUAGUAUUGCAAAUAUUUAACUUUGGAUUCAAAUAAUUUGAUAACGGAAAUAUAUGAUCAGUGCCACAAACAAAUUAAUAAAACUCUCUAAAGUGUUAAGAGAAACUAAGUGUGGCUGUUAUGUAUACACAGUACAAUAGUUCUUGAAAUAUUUACAAUAAUCAUAACA
This is a messenger RNA of Emys orbicularis (European pond turtle), 1484 nucleotides long. RefSeq names its product CTD nuclear envelope phosphatase 1 regulatory subunit 1 (gene CNEP1R1). The coding region runs from base 97 to 474 and encodes 125 amino acids. The record is from RefSeq and is a predicted model, not a curated record. Gene Ontology annotation, cellular component: Nem1-Spo7 phosphatase complex; cytoplasm. The transcript is spliced from 6 exons. Lineage: Eukaryota; Metazoa; Chordata; Testudines; Emydidae.